Molecule: messenger RNA, 1993 nt
Organism: Archocentrus centrarchus (flier cichlid)
Lineage: Eukaryota; Metazoa; Chordata; Actinopteri; Cichliformes; Cichlidae
Gene: gnl3
Product: G protein nucleolar 3
Exons: 15
Coding region: 86-1756 (556 amino acids)
Cellular component (GO): nucleolus
Molecular function (GO): GTP binding
Source: RefSeq, a predicted model, not a curated record
GAACCGGAAAUGACAUCGUCAAACGUGUGCCGUCUCCCACGUGUGAGAGCGUUUCAGUCACAUUUGGUAGGUCCACGGCUCCACCAUGAAACGACCCAAGUUAAAGAAAGCAAGCAAGCGGCUCUCAUGUGCCAAACGUUAUAAGAUACAGAAGAAGGUCCGGGAGCAUAACAGAAAGCUACGGAAACAGGCAAAGAAGAAAGGAGUGAGCAAACGAGUGAAGAAGGAUAUCGGUGUGCCCAACAGUGCUCCCUUCAAAGAGGAGGUCCUCAGGGAGGCCGAACAGAGGAGGCUGCAGAUUGAGGAAGAAAAAGAAAGAAAACGGCAAGCUAAAAAGGAGGAGCGAGCCCAGAAGAGGAAAACGGACAAAGAGGCUGCAAGUAAAGAAGCAGAACCCACGGCUAAGAAAGUUCGCAAGGAUGGCAGUGGAAAUCAAUCUGAGAAUAAGGCUGCCCCAGACAAGAACUCAAAACAUUUCCUUUGUGCCGAAUUAAACAAGGUUCUUGAUGCAUCUGAUGUAGUAAUAGAAGUCCUUGAUGCUCGUGAUCCACUGGGGUGCAGGUGUCCACAGCUCGAAGAGGCUGUGCUGCAAAGAGGAGGCGGCAAGAAAUUACUUUUGGUUUUAAACAAAAUAGAUCUGGUACCAAAGGAGAAUGUGGAAAAGUGGGUCCGGUGUUUACAGCAGGAGCUUCCUGUAGUGGCAUUUAAAGCAUCAAAACAGAAGCAGGAUGGAGCAGUGAAAGCCAAAAAGCGCAGAUUAGUGGCCUCUAACGAAGUCCUGGACAGAUCCCGAGGAGCAGCCUCCUUUGGAAAUGCUUGUUUUGCAGAGCUGCUCACAAGUUAUGCUGAUAAAACGCAGGGUGAAGGUUCACUCAGAGUUGGCGUAGUUGGCUUUCCUAAUGUUGGGAAGAGUAGCAUCAUCAACAGUAUAAGGGAAGCCCCGGCUUGCAAUGUUGGUAUCAAGAGAGGUACCACCAAAAUGAUGCAAGAGGUGCACGUCGCAAAGAAUGUGAAGCUAAUAGACAGCCCAGGAGUUCUGGCGUCACCGUCCAACCCACCGGCCUCGAUGGCUCUGAGGAGCCUGCAGGUGGAGGAGGGCAGUGAGAGUGUGCUGGAGGCUGUCAGGAAUCUGCUUAAGCAGUGUGAUAAGACCCAGAUCAUGCUUCAGUAUAACGUCCCAGACUUCAGAAAUUCUCUGGAGUUUCUGACCCUUCUUGCCAAAAAGCGUGGUUAUCUGCAGAAGGGUGACGUUCCCAACACAGUGCAGGCAGCCGCCACGUUCCUUGGUGAUUGGACGGGACCCAAACUGAGCUACCACUGUAAGGCACCAGCAAACCGCAGCCUUCCUCCCUACCUGUCUGACGCUGUGGUCACAGAGAUGCAGAACGGCUGGAAUCUACACAAAAUAAAAACAGGAAAUGAGGAAACUCUGAAAGCUGUUAGAUUUCCGAACCAGGCCAGCAGUAUAGGCUUCACCUCUAAAGGGCCGACUGCAGGUCUCCUGAGUGUCACCGACAUCUUUGACGGAAAGCCUGGAGCUGCAGCCACAGAGGGAGGAGGAGAACAGAACGAUGAAAACAGUGAGCCUGAACAAGCCAAUGAGGACUCAAAUAAAACAGAGAAAGCAGCAGAACCACAGGGAAAGACACUCAAAAAAAAAAAAGGGAGUGUGCGGUUUCAGUCUGUACCCAUUGACACCAGCUUCUCAACAGCAAAUACAGACGAUGCCUAUGACUUCAACAUAGAUUUUAAAUGAUAUAACCUUCGUGUUGAACGAAUGCCUGCAGUAUCAUGGACAUUCACACUUUAGCUGAGUUUUCAGCUGGAUUGUUCUUCUUGGACUGCCCAGGAAAUGGACUUAAUUGCAUAGUAUGCAUCUGUACAUAUCUACUGACUUUUUCCAAUCAAACAUCUUUGUAAUAUCCUGUUAUUGCAGGAAAAUGUGUGUAUAUAGAAAUCUUACUACAAAGGUAAUAAACCUGCAAAGAAACAA